Messenger RNA from Monopterus albus (swamp eel), 2670 nucleotides. Its product is annotated as guanine nucleotide-binding protein G(i) subunit alpha-2-like. Gene Ontology annotation, molecular function: G-protein beta/gamma-subunit complex binding; GTPase activity; G protein-coupled receptor binding. Lineage: Eukaryota; Metazoa; Chordata; Actinopteri; Synbranchiformes; Synbranchidae. Gene Ontology annotation, cellular component: heterotrimeric G-protein complex; cytoplasm. The transcript is spliced from 9 exons. Bases 719 to 1786 code for a protein of 355 amino acids. Gene Ontology annotation, biological process: G protein-coupled adenosine receptor signaling pathway; adenylate cyclase-inhibiting G protein-coupled receptor signaling pathway; gamma-aminobutyric acid signaling pathway. The record is from RefSeq and is a predicted model, not a curated record.
UCUAUACUGUGACGGUCGGCCCUGGCUGGUGGGAGGUGACGGCGCUGUCUCCCUGUUCGUCGGGCGAGUGGGGAACUUUACGGCGGCUACGGGUGUGGCUUCAAAUGAGAUAAAUCUCAACGUGGGGUAAAGAAUGCCUAAGGGCAGCAGGCUUUAAAACAACAACGAUAUAUGACAGCAAGGACAAUUAUCGUCUAAAAAGUGGCGCGUGCGUAUCCGAUAGCCUAACUGGCACCAGGAAUCAGUGUGUUCGGUUUUCAACAGCUGGAAUACUUUUUUGGCUGAACUUCGUGGCCCGUUUUUGUGUGAUUAACCUACUCUGAUGGUUUGUUGUAGGAACUACCGAAUUAGCUAAAAGUCAACCGUCCUGAAAAAGUUGCUCAGGUUUUUCCCCCCGUCACUAAUCAACUUCUCUGCGCUCACAAGAAACCGCCAAUGCUGUCUAACUGAUUGGAAAACCAACGAGUGUUUGGGAAUUUAGCUGCAUAAGAAAAAACCGAUUUCACGUCGCAGAAGGAAAUCGUUAUUUUUUAUGAUUCUUGUUUGGUCUCGCGGAUGAACGGACGUCGUCACGUUUGUCGCCACUUUUCAAAAGGGGAAGUCGCCUUACUCAACUUCAACCCUUGCUCUUAAAUAAGGGGGUUUCGGACUUAACCGUUAUUUUUCCCAGGUGAUAUUUUCCCACUAAACAGCAGACCUGAAGCGUGCACUAGGAACCAUGGGCUGUACAGUUAGCCAGGAAGAUAAAGCCGCGGCCGAGAGGUCAAAAAUGAUUGAUAAAAACCUGAGAGAAGAUGGCGAGAAGGCGGCGAGAGAAGUGAAACUGCUGCUUCUGGGUGCUGGAGAGUCAGGGAAGAGCACCAUUGUGAAGCAAAUGAAGAUUAUUCAUGAAGAUGGAUACUCAGAAGAUGAGUGUAAGCAGUACAGAGCCGUUGUCUACAGCAACACAAUCCAGUCCAUUAUGGCCAUUAUCAAAGCCAUGGCCAAUCUCAAGAUUGACUAUGAGGAACCUGCUCGAGUGGAUGAUGCCCGCCAACUGUUUGCCCUGUCAGCAGCAGCAGAGGAGCAGGGACUCUUGCCAGAGGACCUGGCCAAUGUCAUCCAACGACUCUGGGCCGACGGUGGAGUCCAGAGUUGCUUCACACGUGCCCGAGAGUACCAGCUCAAUGACUCUGCAGCCUACUACCUAAAUGACCUGGAGAGGAUAGGCAAGCCAGAUUACAUCCCCACACAACAAGAUGUGCUACGGACUCGAGUUAAGACCACUGGCAUUGUGGAAACACAUUUCACCUUCAAAGAGCUGCACUUCAAGAUGUUUGACGUUGGAGGCCAGCGGUCUGAAAGAAAGAAGUGGAUCCACUGCUUUGAGGGAGUCACAGCCAUCAUCUUCUGUGUAGCCAUGAGCGCUUACGACCUGGUCCUGGCUGAGGAUGAGGAGAUGAACCGGAUGCAUGAGAGCAUGAAGCUGUUUGACUCAAUCUGCAACAACAAGUGGUUCACUGAGACGUCCAUCAUUCUCUUCCUCAACAAGAAGGACCUGUUCGAGGAAAAGAUCACCCACAGCCCUCUGACCAUCUGCUUCCCUGAGUACACUGGCCCUAAUAAGUAUGAGGAGGCCCAGGCUUACAUCCAGACCAAAUUUGAGGACCUAAACAAGAAGAAGGACACCAAGGAAAUCUACACCCAUUUCACCUGCGCCACAGACACCAAGAACGUGCAGUUUGUGUUUGAUGCAGUCACUGAUGUCAUCAUCAAAAACAACCUGAAGGAUUGUGGCCUCUUCUAAAAGCCCAUCUGAGGAGUGUCAAGAUUACUUGAGCCGUUUGGAUGACCACAGAUGGAAUAUGCACACAUCAUGAAUGACUGCACUGGCCAACCACGAUUUCUGCUUUGAUCUGCUUUUUAUAAAGACACCUUUGAUCCAUGAGACUAAAAUCCCGACAAGCCAUGCAGAAUUUGAUCCAGUUGCUCAUAUUUUAACUCUCUGGGCUAUGACCACAAAAUCAACAUUUAUUAUUGUAUUUUUGCUCUUUUUUUUCUUUUCUUCAUUUUCAGUUACUAGAUGAGGCAAAGGAAAGCCUGUUAUAUAAAUGCAUUGUAGAUUCUGAUGUGCAAAUUAUUAAACUUUUAAUCACAUGAAGCUUGUUUUUUUUUAAGAGAUGAAGCACAGGCAUGGACAAAAUGAUAGUGCUUUUUUAUAAUGUUUACAUAAGUUAAUCAGUCAUAGUCAAACUGCAUAUUGUUCUGCAUGUGUCAACAUGACAAUUAUUAGAUCUGUAAUCGGCACCAAUUAUCUAACAUUCCUACAAAAAUAAAAAAAAAAAUAAAAUAAAAAAAAAAGUAAAAGUUUUUAAAAAAUGUUGCUUCUCAUGCAGAGAAAAAUUCUAACAUGUAAAGUAUUUGUGUAUCUAACAUUGUCCCUUUUUUAGCACAGUUGUUUGUAGUAGUAUGUUUCUGCCUUUUUCUGUUUACAGGGAUUCCUAGAUAUGCUUUCAGCACUGUGCAUCAUAGUUUUCUUCCAUUUUUGUGCCUAGCACCUAUAAAUAUACAGUAUAGUGAUUAUCAAUGAGAUGAAAAUCUAAUUCAGAAAAAGGUUCAUGUUUUGGUAAAUAUUGAAGUACUUUAAAAGUCCUAUAUGAUUUAAUUUAAAUAAAAGUAGACACAACCUGA